Messenger RNA from Symbiodinium necroappetens, 2868 nucleotides. Lineage: Eukaryota; Dinophyceae; Suessiales; Symbiodiniaceae. The record is from the annotation of a GenBank genome assembly.
AUGGCUAUGGGGCAAGGUCGGAUCAUGGGAACUCCUCAGGUCGGCUGCUGCGGAAGCAGCGGGGACGUUCGCUCCACCAUUGCAACUCGAGGCAAAGGUUGUCUCAAGAAGAACGGCGGCAUGAAGAACGUGCCGGCGCCCGAGACCGGCAUGCGUGUUGGAUGUUUCAUGUACGCGAUAUUCGGCACAGAGCACUCCCUGCUUUUUGUUUCCGGUCUCAGAGAGAAGCCGUGUCGUGCCCGAUCCCGCCAGGACCAUGCCAAGAAGGUCUUCUCCAGUGACUCCGAAGUGCCGCUUUACAUGGGGCGACACCCCAUCCGGCAGGAUCCUGCCGGUGGAGGCUCAGAGCCAGAAAGCGUUCUUUGGAAGAACUUCCAGUGCGACCUCAAGGUUGUGCCAUACAAAGUGAUGGCUUCUAUCGCCGGUAUAGCCGUUUCAAUAUUGUUUUGGGGCGUCUUCUUCUACUUUCCCUUCGCGGUGUACGAGGCAUGGUCUUACUCUGCACUGAGCCAGCCGACCGACUUUGCAUCGGAGACAACUUUCAGCCUGCUGGUAGUGGUUGGCAACCAGCUCUUGUACUUGCUUUGCGACAAAGCCUCCAAGCAUAUCGGCUUUCGUUUCGCCAGUCAGGAGCUGGCUGCCUACACGGGCCUUUACACGAUGGCUUUGCUGUCCAACAUGUUCAUCGACAUGUGGAUCCUGUGGUACACGACGACCACAGCGACGGAGAAUCUGGGCCUCGAGGUGACAUGGCGCUCGUUCCUCCUAAAUCAGGAAGAGCGAGUGAGUUUUCCACUUCGGGCCAAGUUGGGCGAACGCCUUUAUGCCUACAACUUUCCCUCUUGCUUCUUGCUGCCCUUCCUGUGUGAAGCCUUGUUCGCGGUAAUCCUGCCCUACCACGUGUACAGUAAGCUGGUGGGAUCGCAGCCAAUCAGUCAAAGGGGCGCAGAUGCUUGCCUCCUGCCGAUUACUUUCGACAUGGCACGCUACGCAGACGUGGUCCUCAACAUGACCCAAGCUACGGUGUCGCUUUUCUUCUCUCCAGGCUAUGUGUGGCCUACAUUCAUCUUCUUGUUCUUCAGCCACCUCUUUGUCUAUGCAUGGGAUCAUUACCGGGUGCUGCGGCAUGUGCGACAAUUCCGUUUUUCCUCGUAUCGAACAGAGAAGGUUGCGCAGCGGCUUCUGGCAGUGCCCGGGGCAAGUCUAGCGACCUGCGUGAUGUUCCAGCUCUACCAGGUACAAGCUGUUCGACCCACAACAAAGUUUGCGGCCGUGGUCACCCUCUCCGUCCCGGCCCUGCUUCACAUCGCUCUGUAUAUGCUAGUCCUGGAGUAUGCCGUGCCGUGGCUGGGUCGCACGGCGCAUGUGCCUGCAAUGCAGCGCUACAGCGAGGUGGCAAAGAUCUUCCCCGGGAACUUCUUCAACAUGAAUCCUGUUCACUGUUUGCGGUCGAGGUACCUUCAUAAUCAUCAACCCCCGUGCAUCUUCUACCAGAUCGGCAAGGAACAUCUCCUGGAGCCUAAUCCCAAGCUGGGAUUGUUCUACAGUGCUCCGGAGUGGAACAACGAGAAGACCUCCACGUUUCUGGAACUGGCACAGUUUGCCCGAAAGUCGCUCGGCGGAGCUUUGGCCAUGGCACACCCACGCUUCGCGCUGCAAGAGAGCCAGGAGGCGCCCCAGAGACUUCCUAAAAUUCGACUCCAAAAAUCGGGCGCAGCUCCGAUUUUUGCGGUUUUUUGGUGCGUUGUUUUUAUGGUUUUUGGUGUUACCUGUUGCCUCCUGGUGUCUGCCGACUGCCGUGAGCUCCGCAGCUUGCCGCCUUGUUCCCCCGAUGGCCCGAUCAUGCCACCGAAGAAGCUGGUCUUGAAGAUCGAUCGCAGCAUCCAUCUGAAAAUUCUCCAUGAGGACGAUCAGGUGCUUGCAGUGGCGAAGCCAUUUGGAGUGCUAGCUCAUCCCUCACCGGGCUUUUGGGAGAAAGGCACCAUAGCGCAUGCUGUGGUGGACAGAAUGCCUGCAGAAAUGUUAGAAGAGAGGGGCAACCAUAAUGAAUGGGACAGCUUCAUCCCUCGCUGCAUCGUGCAUCGCCUGGAUGCUGGCACGACUGGUGUGAUGAUCAUGGCGAAAAGUAUCACAUCAGCGUCUCAUCUGGCACAACAGUUCAGAGCUGCCGACUUCAUGUACCAUGCACCCCUAGGAAAGAAGGUCUAUGUGUCUCUGCUUCUGGGCGAUCCAGGCGGGGCUGCAGAAAGGAGGGAUAUAACAGUGAUGCAGAGCAUCGGCCGACAUCCGAAGAACGGCCGGCUCUGGGCGGUUGUUCCAGAUGGCAAGCAAGCUAAGACGGUCAUCCGCGUGCACGCCUUCAGCAAGAAGCACUCGCUUAGUCUUGUAACAGCUGAACUUUUCACAGGUCGAACUCAUCAGAUACGGGUGCACUGCUCCCAUUUGGAGGCGCCCGUCGCAAAUGACAGUCUCUAUGCACCAGCAAGCAAGAACAAGGCCUUUCAGCAGUCGUUGGAGAUAGCAUUGCCCAAAGGGCGCCAGUUGCUGCAUGCAUGGGCGCUUGAUCUGGAUCACCCAACACGGGAACGUGGCGCCUUGCGGCUUCGAGCACCACUUCCGGAGGACAUGGCUGCAAUUGUGAAGAAAGUUUGGCCGCUGACGCCACGUCAGAUGCGCUGGCUGGAGUGGUGGGAGUCGUCGGACGAGGGCCGGAGAUGGACAUGUGAGCGGGACCUUUGGGAAGAACAGCGGCAGAAGCGACCGAAAAGCCACUCUCGGCGGCUGCAGUCUUCCGCCUUGACCGAGGGCAGGGACGACCAAAGAUUGGACUCCCCUCAGCCUUCACCUGAGGCCUCAGGCGGUCCUUGA